This is a messenger RNA of Penicillium odoratum, 1791 nucleotides long. RefSeq lists its product as uncharacterized. The record is from RefSeq and is a predicted model, not a curated record. The coding region runs from base 1 to 1791 and encodes 596 amino acids. Gene Ontology annotation, molecular function: DNA binding; protein binding. Lineage: Eukaryota; Fungi; Ascomycota; Eurotiomycetes; Eurotiales; Aspergillaceae. The transcript is spliced from 3 exons.
AUGGUUCGAUCUCUGAAUCACCUCCCAGAAGAGAUCCUUCAUUCGAUUCUAUGCGCAUUACCGCCUAGAUAUGCCGCUGCCUUGGAACAAACCAGCCAUCGAUUUAGGGACGUGACCAGGGAGCCUUUAUUAUGGCGUCAUUACUGCCGGACCCAUUUCAACUCCUGGGAUAAAAGACAUGGAAUCUCUCAGAAGCUGGCUGGGCCUGUGUCAUCGGUCGACUGGAAAGCCUUGUUUAUAUUAAGAUUCAAUAUCGACCGCUCUGUCUGUCAACUUCUGGAUAGUAUUCUGGCUAGCCAAACAGGGCGUAUCGAUAAAUUCCGUGCGGUCAUUGAUUUCGGAUUCGAUGCUCAAGAUACUCUUAUUCAUCAUAGCAGGGUGGAAGAUGGGGAAGAUCACUUAGCUAGAAGGUACUACGCACGGGCGCUUUUGACCUGCCUUCAUCGAAGUAUUGCAGUGCCCGAAUGGGCCAAGCUCCGACGUGGUGACCCUGUCACGCUUGAGCGUGCUCUUGCUGCGUUUGAUCUUUUCAUCCCAGAGAGUGGGUUUGGAGACUUGGAUCAGGUAGGACCUCUUCCUGGCCUGCACCCGACUAGCGCUGAUGAUCUUCAGGUUCGGGGUACAUUGGAUGAUAUUGUCGCCCGUUUUGCAAUUUCUCAUCCUGAUAUUGCUGGCCUCCAGCCCCGGGAGAAGGCUCUUUUGCUCGCUUCCUGGUUCCAGCACGAAGGCCUCACCGGAAUUGAGCCAGGGCGGCCAUAUCAUUCCUUGGAGCAUAAUUUUCUAGGUCUAGCUCUGACAAGCCCAGGUCACAAUUCUCUACCAUUGAUCUCCGCUGUGAUCUAUUCUUAUGCGGCACAGCAACUGGGGAUGGACGCCCGCCCUUGCGGAUUCCCAUUUCAUGUCCAUGUCAUCAUUUCUCCGCCGCCUGGGUUUGACAUGAAUGGAAAUGUCUUGGUUGACGAAGAUCCCGGUGCCCCCAUGUAUCUAGACCCUUUUAGAGGGGCGCGGGAGACCCCGGUCUCCGAUCUACGUGAUCAAUUAAUGUUUCUUGGUGCCACAGAAGCAGACCAGGCCGAUUUUUUGGGUGGAUCACUGCCCUCGCAGGUUGUCUUACGGUGCAGCAAAAACAUCCUGAACUCCAUUCACUCUGCAUCCCAUACCCUCGACACUGCAACCACCUCGAUAGAUGUGGUGAGUGCCAAAUAUGCCGCCCUGUGGGCAUCAAUGCUUCUUUCAGGGGACUCUCAGCCCAUGGACCUGAGGCACCAACUACCCUGGUUGAUGGAGUUGUUCGCUACCGACUUUCCAUCCGACAUCUUUCUGGUGGAACAGCACAUCGUACCCCUUUUUGAUGGGCUCUUUGAGCACGAGCAUAUCUUGGAGAGUCUUCAUGUCAUGCGAGCGGUAGAUGAGAUUCCAAAGCAGGUCCGGCGGAGGUCCAACGAAAACAAAAACAUCCGAUACAAGGUAGGCCAGGUUUUCCAACACCGCCGUUACCACUACCGGGCCAUAAUCACUGGAUGGGAUUCAGAGUGUGGUGCUGGAGAGCAAUGGAUGCGACGUAUGGGCAUUGAUCGCUUACAAGCGGGUCGACAUCAAAGCUUCUACCAUGUGCUUGUUGAGGAUCGAAGUGUGCGAUAUGUUGCGGAAGAGAAUAUUGAGCUUAUACUAUCCCAACUGAUAGAACUGCCACAAAGUCUAACAACAAUCGCGGGUAAACAUUUUAAACGUUGGGAUGAAAAUACCUGUGCCUUUAUUAGUAAUAUGCAGGAUGAAUAUCCAGAUGAUUAG